AUGGGGCCAAAUCCCGCUAACCCCCUCCCUUCCCACUCCCCACAGGGCCGUGCCUGCGACCACUAUGGCAUCUACCACACCAGCCCCACGCUGGGCAGCCUGGCCAAGCCGGUGGUGCUGUGGACCCAGCAGGAUGUGUGCAAAUGGCUGAAGAAGCACUGCCCACAUAACUAUCUCAUCUACGUUGAGGCGUUCUCCCACCACGCCAUCACAGGUCGGGCGCUGCUGCGGCUGAACGGGGAGAAGCUGCAGCGCAUGGGCAUCGCUCACGAGGCGCAGCGGCAGGAGGUCCUGCAGCAGGUCCUGCAGCUCCAGGUGCGCGAGGAGGUCCGAAACCUGCAGCUGCUCAGCCAAGAUUGCACCAACACUGUGAACCGAGCACCUCUGGGAUGGGCUGUGCACCGCCGAUACGAGACCUGA
Messenger RNA from Pelecanus crispus (Dalmatian pelican), 420 nucleotides. Lineage: Eukaryota; Metazoa; Chordata; Aves; Pelecaniformes; Pelecanidae. The record is from RefSeq and is a predicted model, not a curated record.